AACAACCACUACUGUGCAGGAUGCGCUCUUGCUCACAACAAAGGGGCAAAGAGGACAUUCCAGCAUGGAUAGGCGUCCCAAACGCUGCAAAUAGCAACUGGCGACCGUGAGCGACACACUGGACCCUCUUAGCGUGACGAUUACGCCGUACGAGAGCACAACCAAGACCUUGAGCUAGGCCGACUGAUGACUGUGCGUUCUACGGUGAGGAAGACCUGGGCAUAGUCUCGUGGCCAUUGUGACUGUCUUUUCUGAUGGCGUCUGGCCCAUCGGCGUCUCUCUUCUCGUUGCCCCUUCCCUCAUGGCACCAACCGCAGAGUGCACGGGUGGCACGUUAUGAGCCCCGAAAACGGAGAAAGAGGCAUGUGGACUGGGGGGAGGACGAUGACGAUUAUGAUGAUGAAGACGCGGCUGCUGAUGGUGAAACAACCGAUGCUGUCUCUGCAUCAGACGAUGCCCCGACUGGUUCAACGUUGAUUCUCUCGCCAGAUGAGGCUCACCAGUACAGAGUGGCCGGUCUCUCCUUUGACAAAGAGAUCCCGAAAGGAAAUUUCCCCCAUGGCCCGGCGCCGGAAAACUCUCGGUCUACUCACACACAAUCUGUGGUACUGAAGGGGUUAGCUUCUCUAUCGCCGCCGGUCUAUCCUCCCCAGGGUGUCACCGCCACUCAGCAAGGCAAUCUGCGGCUUCAUCAUCUGGCGGUCUUGACCGCCAUCCUACACCGGUGUUUACUGGAGGGGGAUUAUAUUCGCGCGGGAAGAGCGUGGGGAUUAAUUCUUCGUGAGGAAUACGCGGGGGUCCCGAUAGAUGUGCGAAGCGGGGGUAGAUGGGGCAUAGGCGCCGAAAUCCUCCUCCGUCGAGACCUGCAGCUCUCGCAAAUGGCGUCGAGGCAUCAGCGGGUUAACGAGGAAGCUCAUAAUUCGGAUACCCGCCUGCAACCAUCAUUUACCAGGAAAGGGUUCGAGGAUGCUAAGCUCUAUUACGAGAGACUAAUCAUUCAACAUCCUUAUCGAAAAACGGCUCCAGAUUCUGUAUCAUCUAUGAAUUUUUACCCUGCCAUGUAUGGUCUCUGGAUCUAUAUCACCCAAGAGGAGAGCAAAAUGGCCCUGGAAGGCCAGCCCGAUGACGAUGACGAUGCGUACGAAGAAAACUCACACCAUGAAGACGCCAUGUCGGACAUCGAGUUUAGCUCUAGUUCAAGACACCGGCAAACGCGGAUAUCCAAGGUAAAACAAAAGGAACUGGAGCAAGCGCAACAGAUUGCCGCGAGGAUUGAUGAACUCAUUGUGUCGCCCCCCUAUUCUGAUUCGCCCGAACUUCUCGAGUUGAGAGGGAUGGUUUCCCUUUGGAUUGCAGACCUGUUUGUCGCAUCCCUGCCACAGGCAGGUUUUUCUGAAUCCAACUCUGUCGAAGAAUCACACGAUUCUAUUUUCGCAAGGCGUGAGCAAAGACUGGCCAUCGAAAAACGUCAAUCCGAGCUACAAAGGUCUCGGGAAUUCUUCGAAAAGGCCCAACAACGCCGUAAAGGCGUAGCAUAUUCGUUCCAGCGGCUUCAUAUCGAGGACGGAUCUCCAUCUCUUUGAUCUAAAUACUGUCUAGAAUUUUGGUUAUAGAUAAAUAUUUCUCUAUACACAAUGAUAUUAUCAGAAGAACCUAUCAAAUAGGUGAGUAGUAGCUCUUAAU
Molecule: messenger RNA, 1683 nt
Organism: Penicilliopsis zonata CBS 506.65
Lineage: Eukaryota; Fungi; Ascomycota; Eurotiomycetes; Eurotiales; Aspergillaceae
Exons: 1
Coding region: 255-1583 (442 amino acids)
Biological process (GO): nucleolar large rRNA transcription by RNA polymerase I; transcription initiation at RNA polymerase I promoter
Cellular component (GO): RNA polymerase I core factor complex
Molecular function (GO): RNA polymerase I core promoter sequence-specific DNA binding; RNA polymerase I general transcription initiation factor activity; TBP-class protein binding
Source: RefSeq, a predicted model, not a curated record